CCGCAACAGCAACAGCGACAGCAGCAGCAACAACAACAGCAGCAGCAGCGUCGCCAACAAAUGCUGGGGUCGUCGUUGCAAGCAGCAGCAACAGCAGCGUGGUUGCAAGCACAAACCCCUUUGCUGCCGUUGAGCCCAAAGUUGUAGUCGAGGCUGUUGCAGGCGAAGAUGUUGCAAUGCUAAAGACGGCAAUUGAAAUGGAAACGCCUGGCGCGAGUAGUAACAAUGCAACUGUUCCAGCAGCGGCAGCGCCUGUGGCGGCGCCGCCAGUGAAGCAAAAGAAGACAGUGACGUUCAAGAACAUACUGGAGACCAGCGAUGACAAGUCGGUGGUCAAGCGUUUCUACAAUCCGGACAAUCGCAUGCCGCUCGUGUCUAUAAUGAAAAAGGAUAGUUUGAAUCGAGCGGCAAACUAUUGUCGCGGCAGCGAGUUUAUAGUGCGUCCCUCCAUACUCUCCAAGAUACUCAACAAGAGCUCUAACAUUGAUAAGCUCAAGUCGCUCAAGUUUCGCUCGGCACCGGCAACAGCAACUGCCAACGAAGGCGCCGCCAGCAGCAGCAGCAGCAGUAGCAGCACAAGUCUGUUUGGCACUGGAUUAUCGCGUGCCUUUGGUGCACCGCUGCUAGAUGAAGCGGCGGACACGGGUGGUGUCACCUUUUGUAAGCAGACAGCAGCAGCAGCAGCAGCGGCUGAUGGUGCCAGCAGCGAUGACGCUGAUGAUGAUGAGGAGGACAAUGAGGACGAUGAUGAUGAAGAUGAGCUGUCUAGCAAAGACGAGCAGGAUGCAGCAGCCGAUGAGCCUGAGCAGGAUGAACGGCAAAUGGUCGUGGACAAGCAUUUUGUGCUGCCCAAGCGCAGCACGCGCAGCUCACGCAUUAUCAAGCCCAACAAGCGGCUCAUUGAGGACGGCAGCAUUAGCAGCAAGAAAAACAUAACCAACAACAACAACAACAACAACUGUGAUGCAAGCGGCGCCAAAGCCGCCGCCAAGCCCAAGAAUUACUUUGGCUUGGGUGACUUUGGUGCUGAAUCCUCAGCGCCCAGUUUAAAGCUGCAGCAGGAGAGUUUUCCCAGCUUUGGCAGCUUGAAGUUAAACAGCAGCUCCAUGGGCUUUGUGCUGCGCCAGCCACGUUUACAAUUUCAAACAGAUAAGAGUGCCACAUUUGGGGGCGUUGCCAAAACGCUGGCGGCGUCUGCGCUCUCGCCUACAGCCAACUCCAGUGCCAUAAGCUUUGGCGCGCUGCCCAGUCUCAGUGCAGCAGCUGCCGCCAGCACAGCUUGCGCCAUUUGUGGCACGUUGCUGAGCAAUAAGGAUGCACCACAGGCGCGCAAGUAUGGCGUGCUGGUCUGCGAUGUUUGCCGCAAGUUCGUCUCCAAGAUGAGCAAGCUAACCAAGAAGACGCUCGCCAGCUCCACGCCCAAUGCGGCUCCACAGCUGCAAUGCAAAGCGGCCGAAGCUGGCAGCUGCAGCGUCUCUGCGCCCAAAAGUCAAUUGAAGAACUUUAAGAAACUGUACAAGGAACGCUGCCUGGCUUGUUGGCUUAAGAAAUGUCUGACUGCGCUGCAGUUGCCCAAUGGGCAUCGCAGUAGAAUAAACACGCUGCUGCCUGCAAAUAUGCAAGAGGAUGCGGCAACAGCAGCAGCAGCAGCCAAGGAUGAAAAAGUUGCCACGGAGCUGCUUUCACCCACGGCCAGUUUGCGUUUUGCUACGCCAGCAAGCAGCAGCUCAACAGCAACUGCUGCUAGUGCGAGCACUUCAGCUAUUAAGUGGAAGUCAAGCGCCGAGACUGCAGUUAAUUCGAUAAAAGCGAAUCCGCUGGCGGAGAACAAUGUCACAUUUGGCAGCAUGCCGCUCUUAAGACCAGCGAUACUGGAGAAGCCUUUGUUUCUUAAAAUUGGCAGCGAACCAAAGCUGGCGGCAGCAGCAGCUGUUGAGACUGCUGUGGGUCUAAGUCCUGUGCCCAGCACCAGUGAAGCAGCCAAAGUGACGACGCGCAAGUUGAAGCAGGAGAAGGAUAAAGAAAAGACCAAGCCAGAGCCUGAAUGCGAAAAGCCACUCAGUCCGGCAGCAAAGAAGGAGACGCCAGCAACAACAACAGCAGCAGCAGCAGCAACAGCUGAGAAGGAGGCACAGCCUGUAGCAGCAACAAUUGCUGCAACAACAACAGCAGCAGCAACAACAGAGGCAGUGGAUGUUGCUACAGAUGCAGCUGCGCCCGAUAAUCUUAAGCGACAACGCAUUGAUCUGAAGGGUCCACGCGUUAAGCAUGUUUGCCGCAGUGCGUCCAUUGUGCUGGGCCAGCCACUUGCUACAUUUGGCGACGAGGAAGCUGCUGAGACAGCAAGCGAAACAAGUAAGCCCAAAUCUCCCGAACCCGCCGCCAAACUGCUUAUCGAUGAGAAUGACAACUGUGCCACAUGCAAAGCGCCGCAGCUGCAGCCAACGCCUGUUGCAGCUGCAGCGCCUGCAACAGAGUUGCCCAGCAAACCAGCAACUGCGCCAACAGAAGCUAAAAAGACUGUGUCCAAGGGCAAGCUAAACACGCGACAGGCAACAGCAGCAACCACAACCAGCAGCAGCAGCGGCAGCAGCAGCAACACGUUGCUGGCCAGCAAAAAGCCACGUGGCCAGCUGGAAAGCAGCAGCAACAUGCAACUUACAGCUGCCACGCAGAAUCGUCGUGCGCUCGCCAAGGAGCUAAAUCGCAAGAAGUCCUUGAUAAGCAUCGAUUUCUGGGAGAACUACGAUCCGGCUGAGGUCUGCCAAACGGGCUUCGGUCUAAUUGUCACCGAGACUGUAGCGCAGCGUGCCUUGUGCUUUCUCUGCGGCUCCACGGGCCUGGAUGCGCUCAUCUUUUGCGCCUGCUGCUGUGAGCCGUAUCAUCAGUAUUGCGUGCUGGACGAAUAUAAUCUAAAGCAGAGCAGCUUCGAGGACACGCUGCUGGAUAGUAGCAUAAGCAAUGGUCUCGCUCUAAGCACCAGCAACAAUACAGCGCUGAAUCGCCUAAAUUGGCUGUGUCCGCGCUGCACCGUUUGCUACACUUGCAACAUGUCCUCGGGCUCGAAGGUCAAGUGCCAAAAGUGCCAGAAAAAUUAUCACAGCACAUGUCUGGGCACCAGCAAGCGGCUGCUUGGAGCCGAUCGUCCGCUUAUAUGUGUGAAUUGCCUGAAGUGCAAAUCUUGCGCCACCACCAAAGUGUCCAAAUUUGUAGGGAAUCUGCCCAUGUGCACCGCCUGCUUUAAGCUGCGCAAGAAGGGCAACUACUGUCCCAUUUGCCAGCGCUGCUACGACGACAAUGACUUUGAUCUGAAGAUGAUGGAGUGCGGCGACUGUCGCCAGUGGGUGCACUCCAAGUGCGAGGGCCUCAGCGAUGAGCAAUACAAUCUGCUGAGCACGCUGCCCGAGUCCAUUGAGUUCAUAUGCAAAAAGUGCGCGCGACGCUGCGAAGUGUCGCAGGCCAAGGCGCUGGAGUGGCGCCAAGCGGUCAUGGAGGAGUUCAAGGCGAGUCUGUACAGCGUGCUGAAGCUGCUGAGCAAAUCGCGUCAAGCUUGCGCGCUGCUCAAGCUCAGUCCACGCAAAAAGCUGCGCUGCAACUGCGCCGCCAGCAGAGUCAAGCUGCAGCCCAAGCAGCUGCAGUUCAGCAACAACAAUUACCAGCAACUGGGCAGCGAUGGCGAAUCGCAGCAUAGUCUGGACAUUUACGAGUUCAAGGAGCAGUGCAAAUCAAAGGCGACUGCCGCCAGUGCAUGCAACUGCAACAUGCAGCAGCAGCAGCAGCAGCAGCCACUAACGCAAACGGCGCAGUCAACGCAUUUUAGUCUCGUCGACAUUAAGCAGAAGAUAGCGAACAAUGCUUAUGUCUCGCUGGCGGAGUUCAACUAUGAUAUGAGCCAAGUGCUGCAGCAGAGCAACUGCGAUGAGCUGGACAUUGCCUACAAGGAGCUGCUGAGCGAGCAGUUUCCUUGGUUUCAAAACGAAACCAAAGCAUGCACCGAUGCGCUGGAGGAGGAUAUGUUUGAAUCCUGCAGCUACGAGCAGCUGGAACAUCAGCCCUCAAGCUUUGCCGACCAGCAGCAGCAGCAACAGCAACAGCAACAGCAGCAGCAGCAGCAGCUGCAUCACACGCAAACGCAAAGUCGCAACAGUUUGCUGGACAUACCGCUGGAGGAGCUGGAGCAGUUGGCGGGCUGUGCGCUCAAGACGCGUCUCGAUGCGCGCGUUUGUCUGUUCUGCCGCAAAAGCGGCGAAGGCUUGUCCGGCGAGGAGGCGCGUCUGCUCUACUGCGGCCACGACUGCUGGGUGCACACCAAUUGCGCCAUGUGGAGCGCCGAGGUCUUCGAGGAAAUCGACGGCAGCCUGCAGAAUGUGCACAGCGCUGUGGCGCGUGGCCGCAUGAUCAAGUGCACGGUGUGCAACCAGCGUGGCGCCACCGUCGGCUGCAAUGUCAAGGCCUGUGGCGAGCAUUAUCAUUAUCCAUGUGCGCGCAGCAUUGACUGCGCCUUUCUCAGCGACAAGAGCAUGUAUUGCCCGGCGCAUGCGCAUCAGGCGGCCAAAUCCUCGCCAGGCGUCAGCUACGAGUCCAACUUUGAGGUAGCGCGUCCCGUCUACGUGGAGCUGGAUCGCAAGCGCAAGAAGCUGUUGGAGCCCAGCAAGGUGCAGUUUCACAUUGGUGCACUGGAGGUCAGACAACUGGGCGCCAUUGUGCCGCGCUUCUCGGACAACUUUGAAGCGCUGGUGCCCAUCAACUAUUUGUGCAGUCGCUUGUAUUGGUCCUCGAAGGAGCCCUGGAAGAUUGUCGAGUAUACAGUGCGCACCAGCAUACAGCACAGCUUGAGCAGCACGCUCAGCUUGGAUGCGGGUCGCAACUUUACCGUGGAUCACAGCAAUCCGAACAGUUCGCUGGUGCAGCUGGGCUUGGCCCAAAUCUCGCGCUGGCAUCACAGCCUGGCGCGCUCCGAUCUGCUGGACACGGACUGGUGCGAGCUGCCGCAGGAUGAGAACACCGAGGAGGAGCCGCAGCAGCAGCCAGAUCUGUUGCCGCCAGAGAUUAAGGAUGCAAUAUUCGAGGAUUUGCCGCACGAGCUGCUCGACGGCAUUUCGAUGCUGGACAUUUUUAUGUACGAGGAUUUGGGUGACAAGACUGAACUAUUUAACAUGGACAAUGCCAACGCCGCCACCGGCACCGGCAGCGGCAUCAGCAGCUGCGAUGAGGAUACGCGCAACUCCAGCAGCUGCAGCAAGCAGCAGCUCGACAUUAACUGCUGGCCGGCAAGCAAUCCAGUGGAGGAUGCGCUGCUCUCAGCGGCGCGCAGCAAGAAAAGCGCGCAGGCGCAAGCGCAAACGCGCGCCUGGAACAAGCUCGACGGCAGCAGCAUGGCGGCGAUCAAACGUCGCAAGUUGUCCAAGAAUCUAACCGAGAAUGUGCUGCUCAGUCUGAAUCAGCAGCGCAGCAAAAAGGAAAUGGCCAGCGUGCCAGGCAUAACCAGACGCCAAUCCAACAGCGCCGAGGCAGCCAACUUCACCUGGAGCGCAGCCAAGCGCUACUUUGAAAAGAACGACAGUCGUGAACUGAAGAUUAUGCAAAUGGAUGGCGUGGAUGAUUCCAUAACCGAAUAUCGCAUCGAUCCGGGACAGUUUACGGGUCAGGUGAAGUGCGAGCGCUGCCAGUGCACCUAUCGCAACUACGAUUGCUAUCAGCGCCAUGUGCCCAACUGCGAGCCGACGCUGCUCAGCAACGACAGCGCCGAGCCCGACAACCAGCAAUUGAAUGCCGACGCUUUCAACGAGCUGCAGAAGCAAGCGCUGGCCGCAGCAACGCUCAACAAUGCCAAUGGCUUGAACUACAUGCAAACGAGUUUCCCACAAGUGCAGAAUCUGGGAAGUCUAGCGCAGUUCGGCGUGCCGCUGCAGCUGCAGCCACAAAGCCUUGGCAAUGGUUUCUUCCUCACACAGCAGCAACCAACUGCGGCGGCGAGCAACAGCGCAGCCAAUGAUGAACUGCAGCUUUACGCUAGUCUAGCUAGUCAACUGGGCGCUAGCUUUACACUAGCGCAGCCACAAGCGGCGCCAGCGCAGGUGCAGCCACAGCUCAUAGCGCUGUCCACCAACGCCGAUGGCACGCAGCAGUUUAUACAAUUGCCGCAGAGCAAUGCAGCAACAGCAACAGCAACACAGCUGCUGAGCAGCAAUCAGGCGCCGGCCAGCGCUUAUCAAACGCUGCAGGCAACAAACAGUGAUAAGAAAAUUGUGCUGCCGCUGCGUGGCAACAACAAGCCGCUCAAAACGGUGGCAACCAAAGCAGCGCAGCAAGCAACAGCAGCAGCCAAGCAGAAGCAGCUCAAAAGCGCAGCUGGCGUCAAGCCAAUACAAGCAAAGCUGCAACCACAACAGCAGCAGCAGCAACACCAGCAGCAGCACCAGCAGCAGCAGCAGCAACAUCAUGCACCCAUUACAGUUAAUGGCGCACAGCUGUUGGGGCAGAAUCUGUUGCAGCCACAGCUGCUGUUCCAGAGCAAUGCCACAGCGCAGGCGCCACAGCUGCUGCUGCCGCAGACACAAGCGCAAAACAUCAUCAGCUUUGUCACUGGCGACGGCAGUCAGGCUCAGCCGCUGCAGUACAUCUCCAUACCCACGGGCAAUGAGUACAAGCCGCAGCAGCAAGCAGCAACACCAACGUUUCUUACAACAACUGGUGGCGCUGCUGGCGCCACCUUUCUGCAAACCGAUGCCAGCGGCAAUCUUAUGCUAACCACCACGCCAGGCAAUGCGGGACUGCAGAUGCUGGCGCAGCCACAAGUCAUUGGCACGCUGAUACAGCCGCAGACGCUGCAGCUGGACGGCAGUCAGGGCGGCAAUGCAGCACAGCAAUCGUUGAUCCUCGGCAGCACCACUGGCGGCGGCGCCACCGGACUGGAGUUUGCUACAGCAGCAGCGCCGCAGGUUAUACUCGCCACCCAGCCCAUGUACUACGGCCUGGAGACAAUUGUGCAGAACACAGUGAUGUCCUCGCAGCAAUUUGUGUCCACUGCCAUGCCCGGCGUGCUCAGCCAGAAUGCCAGUUUCUCGGCCACCACAACGCAAGUGUUCCAGGCCAGCAAAAUUGAGCCCAUUGUGGAUCUGCCCGCUGGCUAUGUGGUGCUCAACAAUGCCGUCGACGCCGGCAGCAGCAGCAACAGCUUUCUGCUGCAGCAAAGUCAAACCCAAACGCAGACAACAGAUGAGGCCACCACGCAGCUGCUGCAGAACGCAGGCUUUCAGUUUCAAAGCGUGGCAACGCCGCAGCAGGCAACAACAACAACAACCACAACAACUGCAGCAACAACUGAUUACAGUGCGCCGCUGGUGGUGACAGCCAAGGUGCCGCCAGUAACGCAAAUGAAGCGUCAAGUGCCCGCGAGCAAGGCCAACAUCACAGUGUUGAGCAAGCCGCAGCAAAGUCAAGUGGUCAACAAAGUGCUGCCCAACAAUCUGGUGCAACAGCAGCAGCUGCAGCAGCAACAGCUGAAAACCGCCAAUGCUUUGAAGCUAAGCACGCCCUAUGCACGCGUUGGAACGCCAACUGGUGAGCUGAAGCACAAGCCCAUGGCUGGCAGCAGCGGUGGCGUGCCGCCCAGCAUUGCAUCCAAGCCGCUGCAGAAGCGCGCCAAUGCCAUCAGACCCAUGCACAAAGUGGAGGUGAAGCCAAAGCUUAUGAAGCAGCAGCAGCAGCAACAAGCAAAGCCAGCAGCAGCCAUGCCACAGCAACAGCAGCAAGCGCAGCAAUUGCAACCCAAAGUAAGUUUGCUGCAACAGCAGCAGCGUCUGCAGCUGCAGCAGCAGCAGGCACAGCAACAAGCGCUGCUACAAACAGCACAACUGCAGCAGCAACAGCUACAGCAGCAACAACAACUGCAGCAGCAGCAGCAGCAGCAGCAACAACAACAGCAAGCGCAGCAGCAACAGCAGCUGGCAGCAACAUUGCCGUUGCAGCUGCAGCUACCAACAGCAACACAACAGCUGCCACUCAUAAGCAUCAGCAAUGUUAGUGCAGAGCCCGCCGCAGCGCAGUUCAUAACACAAACGCAACCAGUGCAGCUGCAACUGCUGGAGCAGCAACCAACAGCAGCACAAGUAGACAACAGCAAUCGCUUGCAGCAUUAUGUCAGCAACACGCUGCCCACCAAUGUUGUUAAUCCGCUGCAGCAGCAGCCACAAACUGUCAGCACCACAGUGGCUACAAACAGUCGUCCGACCAAUCGUGUGCUGCCCAUGCAACAGCGACAGGAGCCAACGCAUCUUGCCAGCGAUGUGGUGCUGCAAUCGCCAACACCCCCCAAGCCCAGCACAGAGCCAACGCUGCCCAGCAGCAACGUUGCAGUGAAUGCAAAGGCAACGCGCAAAUGUUAUGAACAAAAGUCGUCGCCCAGCUAUGAGCAGGAGCUUAAGGAAAAUAAUCUGACGCCAGCAGCAGCCAUUAGCAGCGUGUUGCAGUUGCCAACGCAAACGCAGCAAGUUUAUCAGGAAACGCUUUUCGAGAAGCAGCCAACGCUCAAGCAAACCGAACUAAUGCUCAUCGAUGCCGCCAACUGUCAUCAGCAGAACGAGCAGCAGCAGCAGCAACAACUGGAGCUGGUCGCUAAUAACUUUCAGCUGUCAAGCAAUGAGGAGCAGUGUCUGCUGCAGAAACAGGAUUAUCAGCUGGAUGUGCCCAUGGACACAGCCGAGUCGUAUGGCAGCCUUAAGGCCGACAUUGCCGACGACGUUGAUGCUGAUGAGGAUGACGAUGAUGACUUUAGUCUUAACAUGGCCAGCUCGGCUUGCAAUGAGCAUGACAUGUCCGACAGCGAGGAGCCUGCAGUUAAGGAUAAAAUCAGCAAAAUCCUUGAUAAUCUUACGAAUGAUGAUUGCGGCGAUUCAAUUGUCACUGCCAGCACUGUGGAGGCCAAUGCGGGCUAUCAGCAAAUGGUGGAGGAUGUGCUGGCCACCACAGCGGCCACAGCUAAUCCCACAGCAGAGGAAACCGCCGCAGUUGAAGCCGCUGCUAGCUACAUUAAUGAAAUGGCCGAGGCGCAUGAGCUGCAGCUGAAGCAACUGCAAGCAGGCGUGGAGCUGGAGCUAAAGAAACCCAAGCUAGCGCUGGAGCUGGAGCCGACUGUUAAUCAUGCGCUGCCUACAGCGGCGGCACCACAGCAGCCGCCUGUGCCACGUGAUCCGAAGAAAAUAAGCGGACCACAUUUGCUGUAUGAAAUACAAAGCGAGGAUGGCUUCACCUACAAGUCCAGCUCCAUAGCAGAGAUCUGGGAGAAGGUCUUUGAGGCGGUGCAGGUGGCGCGACGUGCGCACGGACUGACGCCGCUGCCGGAGGGUCCGCUGGCGGACAUGAGCGGCGUGCAAAUGAUUGGACUGAAGACCAAUGCGCUCAAGUAUUUGAUAGAGCAGCUGCCGGGCGUGGAAAAGUGCGUCAAGUAUACGCCCAAGUAUCACAAUCGCAGUGCGCAAGCGAACACGCCGGCUGCGCUGGCAGCUGGUGCUAGUGGCGCUGCAGGCCACAACGAUGGCCACAACGGACUGCUGGACUACAACUCGGAUCAGGAGGAUUUGCUGGAGAAUGACUAUGACUGUGCGCGUUGCGAACCGUAUGCCUCACGCUCCGAAUACGACAUGUUCAGCUGGCUGGCCUCCAGACAUCGCAAGCAGCCCAUACAGGUGUUUGUCCAGCCGUCCGACAACGAACUGGUGCCCAGACGCGGCACUGGCAGCAAUCUGCCCAUGGCAAUGAAGUAUCGCACACUGAAGGAGACCUACAAGGAUUAUGUGGGCGUAUUCCGCUCGCAUAUACACGGACGCGGUCUCUACUGCACCAAGGACAUUGAAUCGGGCGAAAUGGUUAUCGAAUACGCCGGCGAGCUUAUACGCUCCACAUUGACGGACAAGCGUGAGCGCUAUUACGAUAGUCGCGGCAUUGGCUGCUAUAUGUUCAAGAUUGACGAUAAUCUGGUAGUGGAUGCCACCAUGCGUGGCAAUGCGGCGCGCUUUAUCAAUCACAGCUGUGAGCCGAACUGCUACUCGAAGGUCGUCGAUAUACUUGGCCAUAAGCACAUUAUCAUCUUUGCUCUGCGUCGCAUUGUGCAGGGCGAGGAGCUCACCUAUGACUACAAGUUUCCAUUCGAGGAUGAGAAGAUACCCUGUUCCUGCGGCUCGAAGCGCUGCCGCAAGUACUUAAACUAGACUUAACGUGAGCUGGGCAAGCAAUUAGGCCCAGGCACAACAUACUCAAUGUGUAAAUCAGGCAGCCAGAUCGGAUCUGAGAUCAGCGGAGUUACAAUUAUAGUACAUAUGUGUAGUUAACGGUUAUUUCGAUCUUAAUUUUGGUCAAUCGUGAUACAAGUACAUUUUAGAGCCUAAUAUUAGAGACAUAAGAGUUAAAGCGUUGAUAUUAUACUAUAUAUACAUAUAUGCUUAUGUCCUACACACACACACACACACACAUACACAUUAUAUACAUCGGUACAUACUUAUUGUGCAACGUGCUCAUAUAGCCCAUUGAUAUAUUAUAUAUAAAACUAUAUAUUAAAACUAUAAUUCGUAUACCAAGUUGAUGUAAAACUCGAUGCUUUUCAGUAUUCAGCGAUGAUGAACUUUUUUAAGUGUAUAUGAUAUAUGUAUUCAACUAAUAUACAUAUAUGUUAAAUCCACUAUAUUAAGGCUUGACAGAUUCUAUAUUAUUAACGCAAUUUAACACUAGGAAUGAGCAUGUUGCUAGCAAAACACAACAAAAACAAAAACAAACAAACAAUUAAAGCGAUCAAGAUAUAUAUGUAUAUGUUACUAAUAGCUAUGAGACGUUUUGGCCUAUUUAUCAAUUGAGUAUUAGAGGCCAAAGCGAUUUGUAAACUUUCAAUGAUUAUUUACAGGGGCUUGUGUUAGUUUUGUAAAUAUUUAGAGUGCUUGGCAGCGCGUUAGGUAAUGAAUUAAUUAAACAUUUUUAUAUUUAAGAUGAAAAACAAGAAAAACACACACACACACAACAAAUCUCUAAUGAUUGAAACAGAUGAAACUAUUUUAUGUAGAAAUUAUGCACACGCCUGCAAAUUGAGUAUUUACGUUUGUUGCAAUUGAAACUAAUUAACAAAUACUACUAUUACAAAUAAUAAUAAUUAAUUAAUCGCUGCAUAAUUCACAACACGAAUGAUUGCAGUUAAAAACGCAACUAAGCAUCACCCUUUGAAAUUAUUUUGUGAACAGACAACAACAACAAGUAUAACAACAAUUGCAUAUAUGUAUACAUAUAUUUAUUAACUUUCUUGCUUAGAAACAACAACAACAACAAUACUUUGAAUUGUAAAUUUGUCCAUUUUGUUUAAGUCUUGUGUUCCAAAUUGUAAGCUACUACUGUAUAUUUGUUAAUUUUAUAAACAAUUAUUUUGUCAUAUCACGUCAGCCUGCGAUUGCCGACCUAUUUUUUUAUAAGUACUAAUUAUUUAUUAAGCAGCUCCCCCCCCCACACCCCUCCUCCCACUUGUAUUCUGUUAGUUUUAUAAGUUUACAAAUUGGCGCGUUUUAUAUUUUUUGUAUUCGUAUCAAAGCUAACGUAUCUGUAUCUGUUGCAGACAGAGAAGAGAGUUCCAUAGCAUUUUUGGCAGCCAUUCAGACGCGUGCACAAUAUUUUUUUAUGUGCGCGACCGUCAAGGAAUUUUAUAUUUUUAUUCCCUAAAGAAAAAAACGGUUUAAUA
Messenger RNA from Drosophila busckii, 11713 nucleotides. RefSeq names its product histone-lysine N-methyltransferase trithorax (gene trx). NCBI's taxonomy places the organism in Eukaryota, Metazoa, Arthropoda, Insecta, Diptera, Drosophilidae. The transcript is spliced from 8 exons. The record is from RefSeq and is a predicted model, not a curated record. Gene Ontology annotation, molecular function: protein binding; zinc ion binding; DNA-binding transcription factor activity. Gene Ontology annotation, biological process: positive regulation of DNA-templated transcription. Gene Ontology annotation, cellular component: histone methyltransferase complex; nucleus. The coding region runs from base 177 to 10208 and encodes 3343 amino acids.